This is a messenger RNA of Prunus armeniaca (apricot), 2547 nucleotides long. The record is from the annotation of a GenBank genome assembly. Lineage: Eukaryota; Viridiplantae; Streptophyta; Magnoliopsida; Rosales; Rosaceae.
AUGAAAGGAAGCGAGCUGAGGAUUGAAGUGGUGGUGGUUUUGGUGCUUGGAGUGUUGGCGACGGCGUCGUAUUGCGCGACUGUGACGUACGAUCACAGAGCGCUGGUGAUUGAUGGCAAGCGCAGAGUGUUGGUCUCUGGCUCCAUUCACUAUCCUCGAAGCACUCCCGAUAUGUGGCCGGACCUUAUUCAGAAAUCCAAGGACGGAGGCUUGGAUGUCAUUGAGACCUACGUCUUCUGGAACUUUCACGAACCAGUUCGUGGCCAGUAUGAUUUUAGUGGACGAAAAGAUUUGGUUAAAUUUGUGAAGAUAGUAGCACAAGCUGGUCUUUAUGUGCAUCUUCGAAUUGGUCCUUAUGUAUGCGCAGAAUGGAACUACGGUGGCUUUCCUCUUUGGUUGCAUUUUAUUCCUGGAAUUCAAUUGCGAACUGACAAUGAGCCUUUCAAGGCAGAGAUGCAACGAUUUACAGCCAAAAUUGUUGAUAUGAUGAAGGAGGAGAAACUUUAUGCAUCUCAGGGUGGACCCAUCAUUUUAUCCCAGAUUGAAAACGAGUAUGGAAACAUUGAUAAAGCAUACGGGCCUGCUGCCCAGAAGUAUAUUAAUUGGGCAGCAAGCAUGGCUGUGGCUUUGGAUACAGGGGUGCCCUGGGUCAUGUGCCAGCAAGACGAUGCUCCUGCUUCUGUGAUCAGCACUUGCAAUGGAUUUUACUGUGAUCAAUGGACCCCAAAACUUCCUGACAAGAGACCCAAAAUGUGGACUGAGAAUUGGAGUGGAUGGUUUCUAUCCUUUGGUGGUGCUGUACCUCAGAGACCAGUGGAAGACCUCGCAUUUGCUGUAGCACGCUUCUUUCAGCGAGGUGGAACUUUCCAAAACUAUUACAUGUACCAUGGUGGCACUAACUUUGGGCGGAGUACUGGUGGACCCUUUAUUGCUACAAGUUAUGACUAUGAUGCUCCAAUUGAUGAGUAUGGACUUCUUAGACAACCUAAGUGGGGUCACCUAAAAGAUGUGCAUAAGGCCAUAAAGCUUUGUGAAGAAGCAAUCGUGGCCACUGACCCAAAAAAUGUUUCUGUUGGUGGUCCAAACUUGGAGGCAACUGUUUACAAAACAGGAUCGGUAUGUGCUGCUUUUCUUGCCAAUUAUGACACCAAAUCUGAUGCCACUGUGACGUUCAAUGGCAACUCAUAUCACUUGCCUGCGUGGUCUGUGAGCAUCUUACCAGAUUGCAAAAAUGUAGUGCUUAACACUGCAAAGAUCAACUCUGCUGCCAUGAUUCCAAGCUUCAUGCAUCAAUCGUUGAUAGAUGACGUUGAUUCCUCUGAAGCUUUGGGCUCAGGCUGGAGUUGGAUAAAUGAACCAGUGGGUAUUUCAAAGGAUGAUGCAUUUACCAGAGUUGGAUUAUUGGAGCAAAUAAACACAACAGCUGAUAAAAGUGACUAUCUAUGGUACUCUUUAAGCAUUGAUGUCACAAAUUCUGAAACGUUCCUUCAAGAUGGAUCUCAAACUGUUCUUCAUGUGGAAUCACUUGGCCAUGCCCUGCAUGCAUUUAUUAAUGGAAAGCUUGCAGGGAGUGGAACAGGAAACGGUAACAAUGCCAAGGUUUCUGUGGAUAUCCCUGUCACAUUUGCAUCUGGGAAGAACACAAUAGAUCUUUUGAGUUUGACUGUUGGGCUUCAGAACUAUGGAGCUUUCUUUGACAAGACAGGUGCUGGAAUCACUGGUCCUGUACGGCUGAAAGGCUUGAAAAACGGCACUACUAUUGACCUUUCAUCUCAGCAAUGGACAUAUCAGAUUGGACUAAAAGGGGAAGAUAGUCUUCCCAGUGGAAGUUCUUCUCAAUGGGUUUCACAACCUACCUUGCCCAAGAAACAACCCUUGACGUGGUACAAGGCAAAAUUUAAUGCCCCUGAUGGCAGUAAUCCUGUUGCAAUAGACUUCACAGGGCUGGGGAAGGGUGAGGCAUGGGUGAACGGACAAAGCAUUGGGCGAUACUGGCCGACCAAUAUUUCUCCAACUAGCGGUUGCCCUGACUCUUGCAAUUACAGAGGACCUUAUGACUCAAACAAGUGCAGAAAGAACUGUGGCAAGCCAUCUCAGGAACUGUACCACGUACCCCGUUCGUGGUUGAAACCAAAUGACAAUACUCUUGUCCUGUUUGAGGAAAUUGGGGGUGAUCCAACGCAGAUAUCUUUUGCUACAAGACAGAUUGACAGCUUGUGCUCACAUGUAUCAGAGUCUCAUCCGUCACCUGUAGAUAUGUGGAGUUCAGAUUCAAAAGCAGGAAGGAAGUCAGGGCCUGUGCUUUCACUUGAGUGCCCAUUUCCUAAUCAAGUCAUUUCUUCGAUCAAGUUUGCAAGUUAUGGAAAACCGCAUGGGACUUGUGGGAGCUUUAGCCAUGGACAGUGCAAGAGCAAUAGAGCUCUAUCCGUUGUACAGAAGGCUUGCGUUGGAUCAAGGACUUGUAGCGUUGAAGUCUCAGUUAAUACAUUUGGUGACCCAUGCAAAGGAGUAGCAAAGAGUUUAGCAGUAGAAGCUUCCUGUAAAUAG